Molecule: messenger RNA, 873 nt
Organism: Saccharomycopsis crataegensis
Lineage: Eukaryota; Fungi; Ascomycota; Saccharomycetes; Ascoideales; Saccharomycopsidaceae
Gene: DFM1
Product: Dfm1p
Exons: 1
Coding region: 1-873 (290 amino acids)
Biological process (GO): endoplasmic reticulum unfolded protein response
Cellular component (GO): endoplasmic reticulum membrane; Hrd1p ubiquitin ligase ERAD-L complex
Molecular function (GO): misfolded protein binding; ubiquitin-specific protease binding
Source: RefSeq, a predicted model, not a curated record
AUGUCGGAAUUAUCAAGGUUCUACUUCUCCAUCCCCCCAAUAACAAGAAUAUUCGUCACUUUCCCCUUGGCAGUUCUAAUUCUUGAUGGUGCCAACCUCCUAACCCAAGAAGACUACUUAUUCUGGGAUUACUCGCAGGUGUCCCAGAAAUUACAACUUUGGAGACCAAUAACCGCGUGCUUAACUCCAAUAUAUGGCUAUGGUCAAAAACUCAACUGCCUUUUCUUGAUAAAAUCUUUUUACUCAAAUGGUCGCCAGGUCGAAACUCUGAAGUUUGGUAAUGAUGCUGCCAAUUUCCUCUGGUACCUCAUGAUCACCGUGGGGGUCAUCCUUGGGGCUUCCCCAUUCACCAAAGCCUUCUCUUUCUAUUCUCCUUUAGUCAGUGCUCUUUGUUUCACAUUGUCACAAAUGGAUCCCGAUUCAACGAAGGCUUUUUACUCUUUAGUCCAGUACAAGGCUAAGUAUGAACCGCUCAUUCUUUUGGGGCUCACUCUCAUCCUUAGGGGAAGUUAUGACUUUUUCUAUGAUCUUUCCGGGGUUCUUGCCGGCUAUAUCUACUUGUGUUUACAAAACCAUGAUUAUGGUCCACUCUAUGACACUUUUAAAACAUAUUUCCAAAGGCAAGUGCGUCAACCGGAAGGAAGACUACCACACACUAAAAGAGACACUGGGUUCAUCCCUGCUCCUCAAUGGUUACGUGCUGCGAUUCAAGGAGUACAAGCUGUGAUCUCUGGAGUGUAUGCUACAAAUACACAGGUGGCUGGACGUUCAAAAGUUGAUAAUAAGGGGCAGUCCUCUGGGUACAACGGCCGUCAAUUCUUUGGUAAUUCCAAAGCAUUCCCUGGUAAGGGAAACAGACUUGGAAGUGCUUAG